CAGGGGCGCAGGGAGACGCGCGGGGGUCAUGGGGCGGGAGCGGUCCUGAGCGGCCGAGCCCCCGAGGGCCGCGGCGUCCCCGUGCCCCGCGGCCGGGAUCAGCGCGCCGGACGCCUCGCUCGCCCGCCCGCCCACCCUCGGGCGGAGGCCGGGCCGGGCGCGGGCAGGGCGUCUCAGGUGCGGCGGGCGGCGCGGCGAGGCGAGGGGGCGGCGGCGCCGGGGCGCGGCCCGGCCCGGUGAUUGGCCGCCGACCGAGGGCCCGGCGGGGCGGGCGAGAGAGCCGGCGGCGCCCGGGGCGCGAGGAGCCGGGAGGAUGCUGCUGUCCCUGGUGCUCCACAUGCACUCCAUGCGCUGCGUGCUGCCGGCCGCCGUGCUCCUGGGCACCGCGCCCACCUACGUGCUGGUCUGGGGCGCCUGGCGGCUGCUCUCGGCCUUCCUGCCUGCGCGCUUCUACCGGGCGGUGGACGACCGGCUCUACUGCGUCUACCAGAGCACGGUGCUCUUCUUCUUCGAGAACUACACCGGCGUGCAGAUAUUGCUAUAUGGAGAUUUGCCAAAAAAUAAAGAAAAUAUAAUAUAUUUAGCAAAUCAUCAAAGCACAGUCGACUGGAUCAUUGCUGAUAUCUUGGCCAUCAGGCAGGACGCUCUCGGACACGUGCGCUAUGUGCUCAAAGAUGGGCUCAAAUGGCUUCCAUUGUAUGGGUGUUAUUUUUCUCAGCAUGGAGGGAUCUAUGUAAAGAGAAGUGCCAAAUUCAAUGAAAAGGAAAUGAGGAAAAAGCUGCAGAGCUACAGCAACGCAAGAACUCCAAUGUAUCUUGUGAUUUUUCCAGAGGGCACAAGGUAUAAUCCAGAGCUAACUAAAGUCAUUUCAGCUAGUCAAGCAUUUGCUGCUCAAGAAGGCCUUCCAGUAUUAAGACAUGUGCUGACACCGAGAAUAAAGGCGACUCAUGUUGCUUUUGACUCCAUGAAGAAUUAUCUCGAUGCGAUUUAUGACGUCACGGUGGCUUUCGAAGGAACUGUGGAUGAUAGAGGGCAGCGGAAGGAAGCGCCGUCCAUGGUCGAAUUUCUCUGCAAAGAAUGUCCAAAAAUUCAUAUUCACAUCGAUCGUAUAGACAAAAAAGAUGUCCCAGAAGAACAAGUAUACAUGAAAAGAUGGCUUCAUGAACGUUUUGAAAUAAAAGAUAAAUUGCUUAUAGAAUUCUAUGAUUCAUUGGACCCAGAAAGAAGAAACAGAUUUCCUGGAGAAAGUGUUAAUUCUAAACUAAGUCUCAAGAAGACCUUACCAUCAUUCUUGAUCUUAAGUGGUUUGACUGCUGGUAUGCUUAUGACCGAGGCUGGAAGGAAACUGUAUGUAAAAACGUGGAUUUAUGGAACCUUAAUUGGCUGCUUGUGGGUUAGUAUUAAAGCGUAAACAAGCAACUGUCUCCAGGCAGUGGGAUGCGCUGCGCUGUUUACUGCUGGCCACUGCACAUUACAUCCGAUUGUUCCUGCGUAUAAUGAGAAGUGUAAAUAAAGUCUUGUUGAUUGAACAUUGGAUAAAAUAGAAUUUCUGACUAAAGCCGAUAUGCCGUUGGUCUUGGGCAGACAUACACAGUUUUACAACUUUAGUCCAGGAGCUGCUGGAAAGAGAAAAGAUAAGCAGAGUUUGUGUUAUACUUGGCGUUUCCUACGAACUGAUGUCAGCUUUAGAAGGCUGUUAGCGGUGUAUCAUCUGCUAUUGUGCUGUAAUUCUGGUAGCUGCAUUCAUGAACUUUACUUUGCAGUAUAUUUCAGUGUAUUUGUUAUUUUCAGUUUUUUACAACUUGACUGGUCCAGACUCUUAUCACUAAAGUAUUUAGUAUCUUGCAGCUGUGUAAUAUUUUGCCUUUUGUUUAAUUCCCCCAAGCUGAUGAAAGAAAUUGUGGUUAAGUAUCCAGAAGGACCCGAGGAGUGAUCGUGGGGAGGAGCUCUGCUUGGCGUGGGCUUUCAUUGUGCUGUGUUAUUAGCUGACUUCACUUUUUAUUUGCAAAGUAAUUAACAUCUCUAAUAUUUACUGAAACAGCUUCAUUUGCACACCCUGUACUCUCUACGAAAGAAUAAUGUGUAAAAUACAAGAAUUAAGUUCAAGUUAAAAUUGUGACCCUGAUUCAUUAUAGCAGAACUUUCAAUUGCUCAGCUUUUUGAAGAUUUAAGCUAAAUUCCUAGGACUUCAUGACAUUUGUGCCAUAAGUACUUGAAAACCAUAAGAUUUCCUGUUAUUUUUACAUCAAAAUAAUCAGUGUGAACCUUCGUUGGACCUGAGUCCACAGGUCUUGGAGGUGACGGGAGCUCUCAGACACCUGACUAGAUUUACUAGCAUGUGCCUUUUGCCUGUUACUCUUGGGUUUAGCAAAAUAUUUAAUCCCCAACUCAUUUUUUAUGUCAUCAUGGUCGGUUUCCACUGUAUUUGAUUCUUUCCCUUCGGGUCACCCGCAGAGGUGCUGUUCACGGCUGGCCCAAGGGCUCAUGGGAAGCACUGUGUCGCCAGCCAGCGUCUGUCCUGAUGCAGUUGGACCAUUUGAGCUCCCGUGAGCCGGCCCACCGUCCGCGGCAAAGGCAUUCUGUAUUCGUCUUAUGUCAAGAAAUCACCUUCCUCAAGACAGUGAAGUACAGACUUAACCCAUCAGGACGGAGUGAAUGUGUUCCGUUCCCGUUAGCACUGAUGGGGCACACGGUUCACAUCAGCUGAAAGGAGGCGUGUGUUUCAGGAACCAGAUCACACAAUUCUCAGUCAUGGAGCCAUAAACCCCUGGAUGAGGACCUUGUGUAAAGUGCGAUCUGCUCUAUUUUUAUGUUACAAUUCAGGCUGGAUUGCUGGCGAGUCCUUUAAGAUACCAAUUCCACUUCCAGGUAAUGGAUAUUUGUCACAAAAUUGUAUCAGUGCCCCAGAUGAGACACAGCAAUUAAAUCAUGAAAAACAAAAUGAAAACAAUAAUAAAGGGAAAUUCUAUCUGAUUUUCCAGAACCAGAGUAAGCCAUUUCAAGGAACCGUCCCGAAGAGUUGGUGGUAUGCAUUGGUUUGUGUAUAUUAGUGUGUGUGUACGCACACACAUGCCCACAGGAUACAGUUGGCCUCGUUAUGAAUGGGGGUGCAGGUAAAACUUUUGUUCUCAUGCCAAAUUGCAAUUUUCUCUUACCCUGUAAAGUGCAGUUUAGAUCAAUCCCUUGUCUUUGUUAAAUACUCUUUUUAACAGUCCUAAAGUUAGAAACUAUUUCUAAUUCGAUCACAAUAAGUGAAGUUGUGUAACUUACUUUGAAUGUCAUGGAUACGUUCUAAAUUUAAAUUUUAAGAAGCAGUACCAUUGGAAUUAUGUUGAUUAUAACUGAUUUGAAGAAGGCCAAGUGAACCGCAUAAGAUCACUUGAACAGCAUGUUAUUCUUAUAACUAUCCUUAUAUUCUUCUUACAAAAGGUCUAUAAAAUAUUAGUUUAAAAUUUUUUUGUAUCAAAAUAUUUGGAAAAUUAGAAGCUUCUUUUUAACACGUAUUGAUAUGACUUGAAUUAUUAUUUUAUGGAAUUAAGAGCCCCUAUGAAUCUUUUCCCAUAAUAUCAUUUAAGCUUUUGUUUGUGUUACUGUUGAUUUACAGCUUAGUUGUUACUUGGUUUAUCUUUAAAAGAAUGCAGUCAAUGUGCAUGCUUUUCUGUUUUUCACAAAAGGGUGUGUUUGGAUGAAAGUCAAAGAAAAAAUAAAACCUUUCAUUGUCUCUGUAA
This is a messenger RNA of Hippopotamus amphibius kiboko, 3728 nucleotides long. It is a transcript of the gene AGPAT5, whose product is annotated as 1-acylglycerol-3-phosphate O-acyltransferase 5. Lineage: Eukaryota; Metazoa; Chordata; Mammalia; Artiodactyla; Hippopotamidae. Gene Ontology annotation, cellular component: endomembrane system; mitochondrion. Bases 314 to 1411 code for a protein of 365 amino acids. The transcript is spliced from 8 exons. Gene Ontology annotation, molecular function: acyltransferase activity. The record is from RefSeq and is a predicted model, not a curated record.